Molecule: messenger RNA, 624 nt
Organism: Aspergillus chevalieri
Lineage: Eukaryota; Fungi; Ascomycota; Eurotiomycetes; Eurotiales; Aspergillaceae
Exons: 1
Coding region: 1-624 (207 amino acids)
Source: RefSeq, a predicted model, not a curated record
AUGGAUGUUCCAUUUUUACUCCGCCGCACUGGGGGUCUGACGAAUCUCCAUCUGGGACUAGCACAUGAGUGGGAGGAGCAAAUGUUCUAUGAGCAUAGUGAUUGUCUUGCGGAGGGACUGGGAUUGGUCAGUUCUACGGUCGAGAGACUUUCUGUUGGUCUUGAAUACCACCCAUGCUACUGUGGCGAAUCUCAUGGCGAUGAUGAGAUGGAGGAAAGGAGGAGCCCAUUGCAUGGGAUUUUGACCCGAUUUACUCGUCUACAAGUGGCAGAGGUGCCUAUUACCUUUCUCCUUGGAUUCAACCCCGACUAUGCAGCCAACCUGGAUGGCUCCGUUUUGCCUGAUACUCUGAGAGAAUCGGUUUUGCGGAAUGAUCUAGUCAAUUUGGCCGGGUUCGAAUGGUAUGACGGCGAUAUCCUUGACUCCAUCAAAAUGUUCUUGACACAUUCAAGACACUCGACACCCCUACUCCGCAAGAUUACAUGUCGGCGAUGGAAACGAAAGUAUAGUGAGGAUUGGCCUGAUGAAGAUUUCCAGAUGCAGCUGGCUUGCAAAGACAUUGGUAUUGAUUUCAACAUUGUUGUUGAUCAUCUUUCGUCUGGUUUAUGGAAUGAACGGAAAUGA